AUGGAUGAAAAAACAAUUGAUUCAAUAUUUUCAGGCUCACUGAAAAGUUUGCCUCCUGUAAGUUCAAAAAUUGUUCGAAUAUUUACGAGUUCAACAUUUACAGAUACAACUAUGGAAAGAAACACACUGAUGGCACAAUGUUAUCCAAAAAUAAAAGAUUAUUGUCGAGAAAAACAUGGACUAGAAUUUCAAGUUGUUGAUAUGAGAUGGGGUGUUCGUGAUGAAGCAACUGAUGAUCACAUGACGACAGAACUUUGUAUGAGAGAAAUUGAAAAUUGUCAAAGACUGUCAAUGGGUCCAAACUUUGUUGUUUUCUUGGGACAAAAAUAUGGUUAUCGUCCAAUUCCUACAUAUGUUUUGAGCUCUGAAUUAGAAAUGCUCAGAGCUGAUUUGGAUUCACAAGGAAUUGAUGUUGAGGUAUUAGAUACAUGGUACAAAAAAGACAGUAAUGCAGUACCACCAACAAGUAUACUUCAACCAAUUUCAUCAAUAUUAAAAAAUUUUAAUAAUAAAAGAAUUCCAAAACUUCAACAAGAAGAUCAAGCUGUAUGGUGGGAUACAAUGUUAAAAAUGCAAAAAUUAUUUCGUAAAGGUGCACAAUCAUUAUUUACAUCUGGUAAAUUUGAUAAAGAAACAAUGCAUAAUUAUUUUAUGUCUGUUACUGAACGUGAAGUUAUUAAUGGUGUUCUUAAAGUUAAAAAUACUAAAAAUCAUUGUUUAGCAUAUGUUAGAUAUAUUAAUAAUAUUAAUUUACAAAAUUUAAGAAAAGCUGGAUUAUUUCUUGAUAUAACAAAUCGUAGUUUAGAUAAUGAAGCAUCAAAAUUAUUAGCAAAUUUACGUGAUGAAAGAUUACCAGAUAAAAUUGAAGAUGCAAAUUUACAAAGAUAUACUGUUGAAUGGAUCGGAAGAGAAGGAUUAGAUACAGAAACUCAUAGUGAAUAUUUACAACAUUUUAUAACUCAUUUUUAUAGAAAUAUUGUUAAAUUAGUUGAUAGAGCUAUGAGAAAAGAGGAUAGUUCAGCACAAGGACAAAUUAUAACUGAAAUAUUACAACAUUUACAUGCAUGUAAUAAUUCAGUUAAAGUAUUUUAUGGAAGAGAAGAUUCAUUAGAAAAAAUACGUAUUCAUAUGUUGGGAAAUUGUGAAAAACCACUUGUUCUUUAUGGUGAGGGUGGAUGUGGAAAAACUUCAUUACUUGCUAAAAGUGCUGAAUUAAGUAAUAGUAUUUGGUUAAUUGGUAAAAAACCAAUAUCAAUAGUUAGAUAUCUUGGAACAACACCAGACAGUAGUGCUUUAACACCAACACUUGUAUCAAUAUGUCAACAAAUAUCAUAUAAUUUUAUGUUACCAUUUGAUGAAAUACCAGAUGAUCUUGUUCCAUUAACAGCACAUUUUAAAUAUUUAUUAACACUUGCAACUGAUAAACAACCAAUUUUAUUAUUUCUUGAUAGUGUUGAUCAAUUAACUGGUGUACAAGGUAAUAAACUAUCAUGGCUACCAACAAGAUUACCACAAUAUUGUAAAAUGAUAUUAUCAUGUGCUGCAGAAGAAUCAAAUCCAUUUAUAUCACGUGAUUAUCAUUUAUUAAGAAGAAUGAUUGAUACUGAGGAUAAUUUUAUUGAGGUAACAUCACUUGGUGAAGAACUUGCUAUUGAUAUUAUUAAAAUGUGGAUGAAAACAGCACACAGAGAUUUAAAUAAUUAUCAAUGGCGACUUGUUGCAAAUGCAAUAUCAAAAUGUUCAUUGCCAAUAUUUGUUAAACUUGUAUUUGCUGAAAUAUGCAGAUGGAGAAGUUAUACUAAACCAGCUGAAACACAUUUAGCAAGUACUGUUAUGGAUAGUAUUAUGAUGUUAUUUGAAAGAAUUGAAAAACAACAUGGUAAAAUUCUUGUUUUUCAUGCAUUAGCAUAUAUAACUGCAGCAAAAUCAGGAUUAUCAGAAUCUGAAUUAGAAGAUUUAAUAUCAUUGGAUGAUAAAGUUUUAGAUGAUGUUUAUCAAUAUCAUUUACCACCAGUAAGACGUAUACCACCAUUAUUAUGGACAAGAAUACGUAAUGAUUUACCAAAUUAUUUAAGUGAAAGAGAAGCUGAUGGUGUUAGUGUAUUAAAUUGGUAUCAUCGUCAAUUUCGUGAUACAGCUAAAGAACGUUAUUUUAAAAAUAUGAAUAUGGCAAUGUAUUUUCAUUCAAUGAUUGCUGAUUAUUUUUUAGGUAUAUGGGGAGGUGGUAGAGCAAAACCAUUUAAAUAUACAGAAAUUCAAAGACACAGAUUUAAUUUAACAGAUAAAGAAGGUGUUGCUGAUCGUAAAGUACCAGAACAACCACUUGCUUUUUAUUCAAAAGAAGGUAAAUUAUCACGUUAUAAUUUACGAAAAUUUGGUGAAUUACCAUAUCAUUUUAUAAGAGCAAGAAGAUUUCAAGAUCUUUUUCAAAAUGUAUUAUUUAAUUAUAAAUGGUUACAUGCUAAAUUAAGUUCUUGUCCAUUACAAGCUGUUUUAUCUGAUUAUGAAGAUGCUUGUAUAAAUAUUGAAGAUCAAAAUUUAGUAAGAGAAUUAAUGAUGGUUGCUGAUGCACUUAGACUUGGUGGUGCAAUAUUAGGUAAUCAUCCAAAUAUGUUAGCACCACAAUUAGUUGGUAGAUUAUUACCAGAAAUUGGUGGUAAUGUUAAUGUAAGAAUGUUACUUCGUGCAUGUGAUGAAGAUGGAACAAAUGAUUGUGCAUUAAUACCAGUUUAUCAUUGUCUUCAUACACCUGGUGGUCCACUUAAAUAUUCACUUGAAGGUCAUCAAUUUGCUGUAUUUGGUUUUGUUAUAACAUCAGAUUAUCGUUAUGUUGUAUCAAUAUCAAAUAGAUUUAUAACAUGGGAUUUAAGUACAAGUGACAUGACAAGAGAUGUAAAUCCAAAAAUUGAAGGAAUAAUGCAACAACUUGUAUUAAGUCCUGAUAAUCGUUAUGCAGCAGCAUAUACAACAAAUAAUCAAAUUAUUAUUUUGAAUACAUUAACAAGUGAAUUUGUAACAAUUGAUAAUCCUUUGACUGAAGAAAUUCCAGUAUGUGGUGUUUAUAUGAUGAAUCAAUUUACAAUUGUUUAUGGUAAUAAUUGUUGGUGUAGACUUGACAUAAGAGGAAAUUUAAUAUCAAGACAUAGUUCACCAGUUGAUCCAAAAUUUUGGAAUAUAUUACAAGUUGAAUAUAUAACACUUGAUGAUUAUCAUGUUAUAUAUUGGUCAGGUAAUUUGGAAGAAUCAUCAAUGCAAUUUCAUACUAUUAGAGAAUCAAAUAUACAAUUUGAAUCAUUGUCAUUUCAUAGUUCAAUAGUAUUAGAUAAUGAAAAAAAAACAUUAUAUGCUUGUACAACAAAAGGUGAUUAUCGUGUUACAAAAUAUACUUUAUCUAGUGAUUUAUUAAUGUGGAAAAAAAAAUAUGAUAUGCCACGUACUUCAAAUGAUGAAAAUGAAUAUUUAUUACAACUUAAAAUUGAUAGAAAUGAAGAAACAUUAUUAGCAACAACAGCAAAUGGUUUUAUUGUUUGGUUUUUUGAAGGAAUAAUUGAACCAUUUAAUUUAACUUUACCAAAUGGAGUUAGAAAUAUUAGCACAAAAAUGCUUAAAUCAAAUUCAAUAAUGGUAUCAGCUAAAAAAAAUUAUGCUGUUGCUGGUGUUAGAAAAAGUUUAUACAUUUGGAGUUUAGAUACAUGUGAUUUAGUUAAAAUUCUUGAUGCUCAUUUUGCUAGAAUUAUACAAUUAGAAGCAUUGACAAUUGGUAAUUGGAAUAGUGUUAUUACAUCAAGUAUAGAUAGAAGUGUUAAAGUAUGGAAUAUUGAUAAUAUAUUUGAACAAGUACAUGUUAUUGAUCGUCAUGAAUUACAAAUUGAUUCAAUAAGUCUUGCAGAACAUUGUAAUUUAGCAGUAACUGUAACAAGAGGUUGUGUUGGAGUAUGGGAUUUACAAUCUGGUAAAUUAGUAUCAAAGCUAGCUGAUAGUCCACUUGGUGCAAUUGUAACACAUGCAGCAAUAACAAAUGAUGGUAAAUUUAUUAUUUCAAUUGAAUCUGGCAAUGUAAUAAUAUGGAAUAGAAUUUCUGAACAAGUAUUAUUUAAAGAAAAACAACAGGGUGUACAACAGUUGUCUUUAUUUCAAGGAUCAAUGAAAUUUAUUUCAGUAUCAAGACCAAAUAAUCCAGUUGGUGUUGAAUGUAUUAAAACAAAUGCAACACUUGUAAUGAGAAAUAUUCCAGAUGGUAAAAAUAUAUUUAAUUUUGAAUAUCCAAUUCGUAGUCAUACUGGUUUACCAUUUAGAAAAGUUGUCAUGACAUCUGAUGAUAAUUAUUUGGCAAUUCCAUCAGCCGAAAAAUUAACAAGAGACUGUGUACUUAUUCAUAAUGCAAAAACUGGUAUAUUUAUUAGUAAAAUAUUAAUUAAAUUAACUGGUAUUAAAGAAAUUAUAAGUAUUGUACCAAUGCCAAAUAAAGCACAAUGGAUUGGUAUUAUUGGAGCUGAUAAAGGUAGUAUUGUUGAUAUUAAUAAAAAAAAAACAAUAAGAACAUUACCAAGAUGGAGUGGAUGUAUAAGUAAAGAUGGUAAAUAUACACUUUAUGCACCAAGUCGUGGAGGUUUAGAACUUAUUGAAUUAAAAAAAGGAACAACAGUUAAAACAUAUAUUCCAAAAGUUGCUGAAGGUGUAUUUACAGUUAUAUCAACUUUUAAUAAAACUGAUGAUUAUGUACUUUAUUAUCACAGUGGACGUAAAACAAUAAGAGUUUUUAGAUCAUCAGACUGUGAAAUGAUUGCAAAUUAUCGUGUACCAGCUGAACUCAGUGCAAUUGAUACGACAUAUGAUGGUAAAAGUAUUGUCAUGGGCACAGUUGAUGGAUGUGUUUCAGUAUUAACAAUUGCUGAUCCAGCAAAACCAGAGAUUCAAGAUUAUCUUAAAAAUUUACCCUCUAGAGAUGAAACCUGGAAACAUAAAAUGGAGAAACAAAAAGCAGCAAUAAAAUUUAGGGCUGCUGCAAGAUGUGCAAGAAUCACAUAUGAUUUGACUGAUACUGUCAAGUUUACUAAUUCUGGACUCAAAGAUGUUGAUCACAAUGAAGAUGAUGAAAUAAUUGAAAAUUAGAAGUCAUUCCUUAAUUACUUUGACAAUUUUUAAUUAAAUUAUUUUCAAUGUAAAAUUAGUCGAAUUAGUUGUUGUUAUUAAUAGAGAAUAUAAUCUGUUAUAUUAUUUCAAUGAUAAAUAAUAUUAAAUAAUUUAUUUACUGUAAAAUUUUACUUGGCAAUUGUUAAAAACAAAAUCAAACAAAUUUAAAUUCAGCACAUGUUUUUCUUUAAAUUAUAAAUGAAAUGAAAAAUAAUAUAUUCAAAUGAAAAAUACAGAGUUUAUAUUAUCUUUUAUUAUUACUUUUUUUCUUUCAUUAUUAAUUUAUAAUAAUUGUUGUUCAACAGUUUCAAUGACUUGUAUUUCACGUGAUUUAAUGUAGGCAAGAUCUAAGCCAAUAUGUUUUUCUCUUCACAAUUUAACAGGCUGUUUGUUUUUUUCUUUACUUUCACAUGCACAUGAUUGAUGUUAUUUAAAAAAAAACAAAAUCUCUUUUCAAUAAAAAUAAAAAAUAAAUAAAAAAAAAAAAAAUAAC
This is a messenger RNA of Aphidius gifuensis, 5626 nucleotides long. Its product is annotated as NACHT and WD repeat domain-containing protein 2. The transcript is spliced from 4 exons. Lineage: Eukaryota; Metazoa; Arthropoda; Insecta; Hymenoptera; Braconidae. The record is from RefSeq and is a predicted model, not a curated record. Gene Ontology annotation, molecular function: protein binding. Bases 1 to 5112 code for a protein of 1703 amino acids.